GCAUGUGAGAAAUUUCUACUGCCCAUAAAUGCUAUGUCAUCUCUGUGAAAGGCAAUCAGAAUUACAGCCCCACGCUGGAACAGUGAUGUUUAUUUAAGAGGAUUGGUGGCCAGAAAUAAGCCACAGUGUCUAAUCAGACACAGGCCCUGCCUGGGCUCUGAGCCACAGCCUUUAUUGCGUGUGCAUUUCUCAUAAGCAAAAUGGCUACGAACUGAGGCGGGUGGAUGUGAAGUCUGGAAGAAAUUACGGUGGAAACAGCAGUUUGUAACUUUCUGAGGAGGAUUUAAUUGUAUAUAAAUAUACGGGAAUGAAUGAAACUGUGUGGCUGUGAGUUACAGAGAGCCAAAUGGGGAAUGUCUGUGGAUGUGUGAGGGCUGAAAAGGAAGAACAGUGUUUAGAUCCUGCCAAAGCUCCCCUAAGUCCAGAGAAACAUUCCCCUGGAAGAAAAUAUCUCAGAAGAAAAAGGAGAAAGAAAUCAACCGAGGAGAGAUCAGAUUCAGUGCACGUUAAAGAAAAUGAAGAAAAAAGACAGUAUGAAGUGGAGAUUUCUGAAAACAGCAAGAUUCAUCCUAAGGGUGUGGGAUUGGCCGACUUCUACCCCGGGAGAAUGACAGUGGCUGGUAAUGCUCUGCCUGUGAGUACAGACCUUUCAGUUGAUAUUGCUAAAGCAGAAGUUUUCUCGGGCAAAGCAAAGAGUGAUUCUCUUUGUGGGGAGAACUUUCACUGUGAUAAUCAGAGGCUCGCCAAGUCCGAUGAAACAGACACAUGGUUAAAGGAACAAGACAAGAGUAAUUCAGAGAAGCACUGUGUGUGGAAAAGGAAAUGUUCACAGGAUGAUAACAGGAGAGAAUUAGGAUUCCUGAAGAAGUCCGGUGGUUUUGGUUAUAGAAAAGGAACUAUGUCGGAUUCUACCAUCCACGUUUUAGGCAGACAACAUGAAGAAACUGAAUUAAACAUAACUUCUUGCAGAGUCAUUGAAAAUGUUUCAGAAAGCAGUAAAUCUGAAAAGUUGCGUCACUUUCUUUCUGAAAGCAAAAGUGAUCCGUUACUUGAACAAAAGAGGUUUUAUCCUGAUGCUGUACUUUCCCAUUUGCCAAAAGAAAAGGCAUCUUUUAGCAUUGCACCAAACAGGAGCAAGAUAUCUGAUAUCCACGUUACUGGGGAGUCAGAGGACAUGUCUGCUAAAGAGAGACUGCUCCUGUGGUCACAGCAAACAACAGAGGGUUAUGCUGGAAUACGCUGUGAAAAUUUCACUACCUGCUGGCGUGAUGGAAGGUUAUUUAAUGCCAUCAUUCAUAAAUACAGGCCGGACCUGAUAGACAUGAAUACCGUUGCUGUUCAAAGCAACCUCGCAAAUUUAGAACAUGCAUUUUUUGUAGCAGAAAAACUUGGUGUUGCUAGACUUCUGGAUCCUGAAGAUGUCGAUGUUUCCUCACCUGAUGAGAAGUCAGUAAUAACUUAUGUGUCAUCACUUUAUGAUGCAUUUCCCAAAGUACCAGAAGGUGGUGAAGGCAUCAGUGCAAAUGAUGUUGAAGUCAAAUGGGUUGAAUAUCAGAAUAUGGUGAACUACCUCAUGCAGUGGAUCAGACACCAUGUCGCGAUAAUGUCUGACAGAACAUUUCCCAAUAAUCCUGUGGAAUUGAAGGCACUUUAUAAUCAAUAUUUACAGUUUAAAGAAACAGAAAUUCCGCCGAAGGAGAUAGAUAAAUCGAAAAUUAAACAUCUAUAUAAACUGCUGGAGGUCUGGAUAGAAUUUGGACGCAUUAAACUCUCUCAAGGCUACCAUCCAAAUGAUAUAGAAAAAGAAUGGGGAAAGCUGAUUAUUGCCAUGCUGGAAAGAGAGAAGACCCUUCGGCCUGAAGUGGAGAGGUUGGAAAUGCUGCAGCAAAUUGCAAACAGGAUUCAGCGGGACAGCCGGAGCUGUGAGGACAAACUGGUACUCGCCCGGAAUGCUCUGCAGUCUGACACCAAGCGAUUGGAGUCAGGGCUCCAGUUCCAGCAUGAAGCAGAGAUAGCUGGGUAUCUUCUUGAAUCUGAGAAUCUUCUCCGCCAGCAAGUGAUUGAUGCCCAAAUUCUUAUUGAUGGAAAAUACUAUCAAGCAGACCAGCUUGUUCAAAGAGUUGCAAAACUUCGUGAUGACCUGAUGGCCCUACGGACCGAAUGUUCUUCCGUGUACAACAAGGGGCACGCGCUGACCACCGAGCAGACGAAGCUGAUGAUAUCAGGAAUAACCGAAAGCUUAAACUCAGGAUUUACAACAAACCUAACGCCUGAACUAAAUGCUGCAAUGACACAAGGUUUAACGCCUACUUUGACUACUUCCAGUUUGACAUCUGGCCUUUCAUCAGGUCUUACUUCCAGACUGACACCAACCAUCACCCCUGCUUACCCAUCAGGCAUCCCACCACGGUUAAUUCAGAACUAUGUGACGGGAGUAGACAGUGGGACUCUGCAAACGCUCAAACUGAUGCAAAUCAGAAAACCUCUUAUGAAAUCAGCUUUUGUGGAUCAGAAUUUGACAGAAGAAGAGGUGAACAUGAAGUUUGUCCAGGACCUAUUGAGCUGGGUGGAAGAAAUGCAGGUUCAACUUGAUCGAGCAGAAUGGGGUUCAGAUUUGCCAAGUGUUGAAAGCCAUUUAGAAAAUCACAAAAAUGUCCACAAAGCUAUUGAGGAAUUUGAAUCCAGCCUUAAAGAAGCCAAAAUCAGUGAGAUCCAAAUGACUGCCCCUCUUAAACUCAGUUAUGCAGAAAAGCUGCACAAACUGGAGAGUCAGUAUUCAAAACUCUUGAACACAUCAAGAAAUCAGGAAAGGCAUCUAGAUACUCUUCACAAUUUUGUGUCUCGUGCUACUAGAGAGUUGAUAUGGCUGAAUGAAAAAGAAGAGGAGGAGGUUGCAUAUGACUGGAGUGAAAGAAACCCCAAUAUAACAAGAAAAAAAGAAUACCAUGCAGAGUUAAUGAGAGAACUUGAUGAAAAAGAAGAAGUUAUUAAAUCAGUACAAGAAAUAGCUGAGCAAUUGCUUCUGGAAAACCACCCAGCCAGGCUAACCAUUGAGGCCUAUAGAGCUGCAAUGCAGACACAAUGGAGCUGGAUUCUUCAGCUCUGCCACUGUGUUGAACAACAUUUGAGAGAAAAUGCUGCAUAUUUUGAGUUUUUCAGCGACGCCAAAGAAGCCAUGGAAUAUUUGAAGAAUUUAAAAGAUACCAUAUACCGAAAAUACAGUUGUGAUAGAUCAAGCAGUCUUCAUAGGCUGGAAGACCUUGUCCAGGAGUCUAUGGAAGAAAAAGAGCAACUCUUGCAGUACAAGAGCACAGUAGCAGGCCUUGUGGGAAGAGCAAAGGCAAUAAUUCAGCUGAAGCCAAGGAACCCUGACUGUGUACUCAAAACAUCCAUUCCAAUUAAAGCCAUCUGUGACUAUAGACAAAUUGAGAUAACUAUUUACAAAGAUGAUGAGUGUGUGUUAGCAAACAACUCCCAUCGUGCUAAAUGGAAAGUCAUUAGCCCAAGUGGUAAUGAGGCCAUGGUUCCAUCUGUAUGCUUUACAGUUCCUCCACCAAACAAAGAAGCAAUAGAUACAGCCAACAGGAUUGAACAGCAAUUUCAGAAUGUUCUGGCACUUUGGCAUGAGUCACAUGUAAACAUGAAGAGUGUGGUGUCCUGGCAUUACCUGACAAAUGAAAUUGAAGUUGUUCGAGCUGGCAAUGUUGCCUCAAUAAAGACAAUGCUGCCAGGUGAACAUCAACAGGUUCUAAGCAAUUUACAGUCCCGCUUUGAUGAUUUUGUGGAAGACAGCCAGGAGUCCAAAAUCUUUACAAGCUCCGAUACAGCACAGCUGGAAAGGGAAGUUAAUGUUUGCAAGCAAUACUAUCAAGAGCUUCUCAAGUCUGCAGAAAGAGAGGAGCAGGAAGAAUCUAUUUACAAUCUGUACAUCUCUGAAGUCAGAAAUAUCAGACUACGACUGGAGAGUUGUGAGGAGCGGUUAAUACGGCAGAUCCGGACGCCAAUGGAAAGGGACGAUGUACAUGAAAAUGUACUUAGGAUUUCAGAGCAAGAGAAACUGAAGAAAGAACUGGAUCGACUGAAAGAUGACUUGGGAGUCAUCACAGAUAAAUGUGAAGAGUUUUUCAGUCAAGCUGCUGGUUCACCUUCAGUUCCUACUCUACGCUCUGAACUCAAUGUUGUUAUACAAAACAUGAACCAAGUUUACUCCAUGUCUUCCAUUUUCAUAGAUAAAUUAAAAACUAUAAAUUUGGUGCUGACGAACACCCAAACAGCAGAAUCAUUAGUAAAACACUAUGAAACUAAAUUGUGUGAAGAAGAGGCAGUAACGGCUGACAAAAACAAUAUUGAAAAUCUGAUGGGUACAUUAAAGCAAUGGAGAUCUGAAGUAGAUGAGAAAAGACAAACAUUCCAUGCCUUAGAGGAUGAACUGCAGAAGGCAAAGAUGAUCAGUGAUCAGAUGUUUAAAAUGCACAAGGAACGUGAUCUUGACUUUGACUGGCAUAAAGAAAAAGUUGAUCAGUUGGCUGAGAGGUGGCAAAAUGUUCAUUCACAAAUUGAAAAUAGGUUGCGUGACUUAGAAGGUAUUAAUAAGUCUCUGAAGUAUUAUAAAGAUACUUACAAUUCUUUGGACACUUGGAUUCAACAAGUGGAAGAUACUCAGCGAAAGAUUCAAGAAAUACAUCCUGAAAAUAGCAAAGCAUUGGCUAAGCAAUUGAACCAACAUAAGAUGCUGGUUUCUGAGAUUGAAAUGAAACAAAGCAAAAUAGAUGAAUGCCAGAAGUAUUCAGAACAAUAUUCAGCUGCUGUGAAGGACUAUGAGUUGCAGACCAUGACCUACAGAGCUAUGGUUGAUUCCCAACAAAAAUCUCCAGUAAAGCGCCGAAGAAUGCAAAGCUCAUCAGACUUCAUUAUUCAAGAGUUCAUGGAUCUACGGACUCGGUACACUGCCUUAGUGACCUUGAUGACCCAGUACAUUAAGUUUGCAGGUGAUUCUUUGAAAAGACUGGAAGAGGAAGAGAGAUUACCAGAAGAGAAUCAACUCCAGCAACCUGUGAAGUCAGCUGAAGUCUUUCCACAUUUGGGAUGUAAUGAAGAUCCUGAAUUGAGAGAAGAAAAGAAACCUAAUGAAAGCAUGAUGGAUGUGGAAUAUCUGCAAAACCAGAGCUCUACCAGUAAACCUGAAUACACAGAAAAUAAACUGGAAAUAAACAGAAGAAAAUUAACUGUAGGCAGAUAUGAUAAAAUUAAAACUGAUAGAACAUUUAAACAACUUCUAAAUUUCAGUGGUCAAGAAAGUACCAUUAGAGGCAACAGAGACAGUAAGCUGCAUACAGAGGAAGAGAGUUUAAUGGGUUUUGGUAAUCAAAGUAAAGAAGAAAAAAAUGGCAGGAAAGAUAGUUUUGUUUCAACUGAAAUCUGUGUGAGUGUGAACAAUGAUCCUAGUGAAAUGUUAAAUGAGCAAAUUGCUAAUGCAGAGAGACAGAAAACAGAGGGGAAAUCAAAGAAGUUGCCUGUAGUGCAAUCAGAAACUGAUUUUGAGCUAACAACAAAGAAAACUGAAGUAACUCCAAAAACUGCAAAGGAGGCCCUGGGUAUCAGCCCUUACAAACAGCAACAGUUUUCACAUAGACCUUACUUUCAAUGUCAGCAUGAAGAGCAUUCCUUUACAGAAAGCAAAAGCCAUAGUACUUUAAAAUCUGAAGACAGAGAGUUUCAAGUGUGUGGUGAAAAAGCUGGUUCUCUUUCAGGUGCAACGGAUGCAACAUCUUUAGACGAAGUUGCAUCCUCUUUCGGAGAGCUGGCAGUGCACAAUGGAAGUGAACAAACAAAGUUAAAUUUGCAAUCUAUGAGUACUCCAGAUGUUUAUCAUCAUGUUGAAAAGAAUACUGACAAACUGCAGAAACCAUCUCUGGAUAAAGAUUACUUCCUUGUAGAAAAUGAAAUCCUAGAAAAAUCAAAUUCAAAUAAAGCCAAGAAUACAGAGCAAGAAAUUUUGGCUGUUUCUUCAGGAAAUAUUUCAGAGACUCACUGUGCAGCAAAAGUUUUUGAAUCCUACCCAUUAGAUUUUCAGCUAUCACCAGUGCAGAAUGAUCAACAUUUAGGUACAGAAUUGUUAGGAAAUGCUGGUGAUUUAAAUGCAAAUUUAGGUGUCUCAGGAAUUUUUUCUGGAGGAGAGGAUUAUUUUCCAUUAUCAGAACAUGAACUAGCAAAAAAGCUUCUAAGUCACUAUAAGAAAGUCAACGUGAAGAAGCAGAGUGGAGAAGACAGGCUAGAACAGGGUCAGAAAUGUAAAGAUUUAUUGUUAGUUUCAGAAGUAGACAGUAGAGAUGAGGGUAGUAGCACAAAGGUCCCUGGAAAAACCACUGAACUCCAGAAAACAUUCAGUGAAAAAGUAGGCAUAAAAGCCUCAUUUAAAAAAAAGGAAAAGCAAAAAAAGAGAGAGAAAGAUCAUGAAGAGAAAAGGAGCACAGCUAUGAUUAAGAAAUCAAUGGAAGAGGAAAAGAAGGAGCAUGUUGAGAAAGCUGGGGAUUUACUGAAAUGGGUGUCAAACCUCAGCAAGACACUCAGCAAAGAAGAAGGAGAAAAGGCUGAAAAGACAGAUUUACCUAAGCAGCAGAUUUUCCUGCAUGAAAUGUCAACCAAGAAAGAACAAAUAGCUGAAGCUCUGCAGACUACUCAGUCAUUUUUAGCUAAGCACAGUGAUAAAAUGACAGAUGAAGAGAGACAUGAAAUGGAAAAGCAAGUUAGAUCUCUCCAGGAAAGCUACAGCUUGUUAUCCAACGAAGCUUUGAAGCAGCUGCAGGAAGCACAUAUGGGCGAUGAAAAGAUGGAAGAAAAGGUGAAUAAAGUCAUUGCUGGUGUCAUUGACCAAACAACUGGAGAAGUCCUUUCAGUCUUUCAGUCUAUUUUAAGAGGUUUUCUUGACUAUGACACUGGAAUUAGAUUGCUUGAGAAUCAGCUGAUUCUUUCUGGAAUAAUUUCUCCAGAGUUAGGAGUGUGUUAUGAUUUGGAAGAAGCUAAAGCCCAUGCCUUAAUUGAUGAGCAGAUUCUGUUGCAGCUGCAAGAAUUAAGUAAUGCAAAGAAGCUUUUGUCAGAAUCAUCAUUAGCAAAUAUUCCAGUUGUUUCAGCUUUAGAACAAGGUUUGAUUUCAGAACCUCUGGCUGUUAAAAUUCUUGAGAAUCAGCUUUCAAGUGAGUAUUUGAUUUUGCCAUCUACUGGAGAAAAACUGUCUUUGCAGAAUGCUUUCCAGAGAAAUCUCAUUUCUCCAACAUUAUAUUCAAAACUCCUGGAAAGACAAGAUACGUGUAAAGAUCUCAUAGACCCCAACUGUGCUGAGAAAAUUUCCCUUGAACAGAUGAUUCAUAGAAGCAUAAUACAUGAAGCAACAGGUUUAAGACUCCUAUCUGUGAAACCACAAGAAAAAGGGAGAAUUGUGCUCAAAUGUGGAAGGAGGGUAACUGUUUUGAGGGCAGCCCACGAAGGGCUCAUUGACAGGGAAACAAUGUUCAGGCUGCUGGGUGCUCAGUUAAUGUCUGGAGGUAUCAUUGACCCUGACUCAGGGAAGAGAAUGACUGUGGAAGAGGCCAUGGGACAAGGGAUGAUAGAUCAGGACACUGCCUGUGGGAUCUUCACACAUCAGGUUCAGACUGGUGGAAUCCUUUGUCACAACUCAGGACAACGCUUGACUGUUGAUGAAGCUGUGCAGUGCAACUUAAUAUCAUCUACCAGUGCUCUGCUGGUAUUAGAAGCACAGAGAGGCUUUGUGGGACUAAUUUGGCCUCAUACUGGUGAAAUAUUCCCCGUAUCAACUUCUUUGCACCAAGAUAUGAUUACAAAUGAGCUGGCAUUCAAAAUACUGAAUGAUAGAAAGAAAAUAGCUGCACUUUACAUUCCAGAAACUUGUGAAAUAAUCAGUCUUGAUAAGGCUGCAGAAUCAGGGAUAAUAGACAGUAACACUGUAUCUGUUUUGACCAAUGUGAUUUUACCAGAUAAAAUGCCCAAUGUAGAGGAAUUAAAGUCCUCUUGUAAAAAUGCUGCAAAAUGGUUAUCAACUUAUGAAUUUCUGCCAUCUGUAUUUCAUGACUGUGAGGGGGAAUAUGAAGAUUCUGGCACAGAAGACCCUGUAUGUCAUAAUCUAGAUCAAGCUAAGAAAAUAUUCAUGUCUUACCUGAUGGUAAAUAGUUAUAUGGAUGCAAACACUGGACAGAGACUUUUGUUAUAUGAUGGACAACUGCAAGAAGUCAUCAGUAUGUUGCUGGAAGUUGAUAGUGCUGGGUACAAUGCUUGUGUGUCAGAAAUGGAAUUUAGUAACAAAUAUGUAAGCUCAAAAGGAAUUCACCUAAAGUCAGCAGAUAAUGUUCAGGGUGAUCUUUCAGGUGUUGAGAAUUCUUGUAAAAACAGGAAAUGUAUUCAAUUUGAUGAUUUUGGGAAUUACGUAUCUUCACAAGAAGAUCUCCAUGUGUGCAGGCCAGAUGUUUGCAAUGCUCUUGGUACUGAGCAAUCAGAAUAUACACAGGAGAUCCUGUUAAAUAUCCCUGCAGAACUCAGAAAUGUAGUAGGCAGCACUCAAAAUUCCAUGAAGAGAAAUGAACUCAGAGGUUUUUUGGAGGUUUCUGGGUGGACAGAACUCUGUAAGCAUAACAAUCAGCAGACAAAUUCAGGAAACAUUGAAGGGUAUCUUCCAAAUGACUCGAAUAUGACACUUUUAUCACAAACAGCAAAAGAAGGGAUUUGUGUGGGAGACAGUCUGGAUAAUGAAAACAUGAGUGAUAAAACAUUACAAAAUUCCUUGUGUGUGAAUGAUUUGUCAAAUAACGAAACAUGGAAGGAGCUGGAAAGGUGCACGGAAUAUGGGCCUCACAUAUUUCAAGCUGAUAGUAGCAGAAUGGUACUGGAUAACAGCACGAAAGAUAAUUUUCAGAGACAUCUUGGUUCAUCCAUCAGUGCAGAAACUGAAGAUAGGCUUCCAGAGGAAUUGGUUAGUCAAUGUGGUGUCACACUGAAGUUUGAAGACAAUAGAUAUGGUGCACAACUUCUCCAGGAAUAUGCAGGUCCAUCCCUAGAGGACUGUCUUUAUAUCCAUGGAAGGUCAUCCCUGGAGGAUUGUACUGAUUUUCGGAAUGAACUGUGUCUAGAAGACAGCACAGGCAUGCACCAUAGGCUUUCACUGGGUGGUGAUACUGUCAUACAUGAUGGACCACCUCUGGGGGACAGUAACAGCAAAGCACAAAGGCUGGCAGUAGAAGAAAGUGAUCUUAUAUUCCACAAGUUACUGCCGUGUGACAGUAGCUCUGACUCAUCAAUAGAGGGGGAUGAUGGCACCCCACAGCUUGAGAGUAGCUGCCUGCAGCAUGCCUGUGGUGAGGUAGCCUCUGAAGAGGACAGCUCUCAGUUGGAUGAUGGUGAUGAUGAAGCCUAUGAAACACCUCAGGGUGACAAUGAUGACAGUGAUGUCUAUGAUACUCCACAAAUGGAUGAUGAUGUUUCCUCUGACACUUCUCAAGGUGAUGAGGGGUUUGAUACCUUGCAGUUGGGGGAUGAUGAUACACCAGAGCCAGAACUGGCUGGAAGAUCAGUUCCAUUAGGUUUUCUGGAGGAGAGAGGUGGUAGAAUAGUCCUAAGAGAAGAGACCAGCUCUUUUCAAGAAUUUGCAGUUAAUGCUGAAGAGAAUGUUCAUGUAAUUGUGAAAGGGAAACCUGAGAGCAUAGCUAUAGCUUCUGCAAAUGCCAAAACUAUGGGAAAAGUCCCUGAGGAAAAGGAAAGAACAGGGGGUUUUGGAGAGAAGGAGCAAGAGUUACCAAUUACUGUCGAAAGUGAAGGAAGAAAGGAAGAAGGCAUGAGCUAUUUACGGAGUAUGUAUGAAGCAGUUGUACAAGACAGAAUUCAGGAAGUUGAAAUGAAAGCAGAAGGUGACCCGUGUGAGGAGGAAUCUGAAAGUACACAGGAGGGGGAAGAUUAUGAGGAGGAUUAUGAUAGUUAUGAUGACUCUGACACUGAUUCUGACAGUGAAGAUGAAAUGGAUAUUUUUUAUUCACAUCAUCAAUGCAUAAGUAAAGGUGACCAGCUGUUAAUGUCUGCAGAAGAUGUAGAAAGGAGCAAUGAAAACAAUCAGAAUAUUGAUGACUGCUGCUAUUCUUUAGGCCACAAGACCGGCUAUAUUUUGCAAUUCCAGUCUAACCAUGAAAAUGGAAAACUAUCCUCAUCAAUAUGUGAAUCAAUGUCAAAUAUUUCUGAAGAAAGAUUUGUUGGUCUUUCAUGUACCAGUGAAGAAGACACACAGCAGGAAACAGAAGAUGAAUAUGGGAUUUGUGUCAAAAGUGAACACAAACCACAAGAUACUACGGAGCCUAUUCAGUCUGAAAAUACUUUUGACACUAAAUGGAUGUCGACAAAGAGUGAAGAGAAUAAUGAAACACAGUUGAGACUAGCAGGUUCUCAGCUUCUUGAUGGUACUGUGAAAUCUGACAUCAGUGUGACAGCCUACCUACAGCAAGCUACUGAUGAUGACCAAAGUACCUGGAAAAAUUUGCUUCUCUCAGAAUGCUUUACUGAUAGCAUGAAUAAAGACUGUAAUACCAUGCCAAUAUUAGAUUCAAAUCAUAGACAAAGACAGAGAGAGGCACUACUUGCAGAGGGAAAUGUAUUAAAUUAUAUGGAACAACUAAAGGAAAGUUCAUCCCAAAUGGACAAUAAAUUCCUUACAGAUACCUCUCAUGUGGGUGAUAAUAGUUCACUUAGGGAGCCAAUACAUCUAGUCACCAGUUGGAAUCAUAGUCAAAUAGAAAGAGGUUUUGAAAUUCUUACAGAAAAUAGAAAUAGAGUAAAUAUUAUGGAGGAAUGUGAUGUCAUGGGGCUAAGUAAUAGUCCCAUUCAGAUGGAAAAUCUUGGGGAAAUAUUUGAUGCAACAGUAAUUAAAGCUGCUAGAGAAACUCCUGUUGCAAGUAAAGAAAAAGUAAAUGUUGAUCAAGCUUUUCUUGCCAUUCAAGGUGCAAGAUCAGAUGAAUUUAAGAGAGAUGUUAACAUUUCUGCUUCUUUAAAACAAUAUACAACAUGCAUAAAAGAAGGUGGCCAUUCAGAAUUCAAUAAAACUGAAUUCUGUUUUGAGAACAUGGAAAGGGGGGAAAAGGAUAUAUGGAAUGAAAAGGAUUUUCUGCUAAAUGCAGAAGAAAUGCAUUCAAGUGAAUUUAACACUUACUCUUUUCCCCCACCUGAUACAGUGAAACCAAAGGAGAUUAGCAUAACUAAAGAAACAGGGAGAAUCAACUGUCAAAAUACUGACAAUGUUCUUAAAGACAUUCCAGAAAACAAAAGCAGCAAUGAUAGUGAAAUUUUUCCCACAAAACCAGAUGCUUUAGGAAGUAUUGAGGAUGCCAAAGAAUUAGGGAGUGGAAGUGAAGUGCUGCCUACUGGGAGACAUACUCACACCACUGAUGUUUCUUCUGCAAUUCUGAGCAGCACAGGGACUAAGUUGAAUUACAGUGCCCAGAAGGAACAUGAGAUGCUGAAAAACACAAAGGGAGAAAAUAUCAUGUUCAGUGAGACUUCCUCCUUUGGAAAUAGUUUCAAAAAACAAGUGUCCAUGGAGUCAUUGCAAAAAGAAAUGGGACCCUGCAAAGAUUUUCAAGUAAAAGAAGGUAUUUCACAACCAGCAGAUGUGCCUGACACACUAAUGGAAGACUUACAGAAUAUAUUACAAAGGAAAUUGAAAAUGGGACAUAUUUAUUGCAAGCAGGAAGGCGAACCCCUAAGUUACUCUGAUACCAGAACUUUAAUGCAAAAUUUACUUAAAAUGGUUAGAAGCACUCAGCUUGCGAGUGAAAUUUCUAGUGGGUCAAAUCUGAAGCAAAUGAGCAAUGCCAUUAGAACUGCAUUAAUGGUCACCAAGCUGUGUACAGAGCCCAAGGACAGUGAUGCUCCUUCACUGCUUUGGCCUGAUUGCAGAAGUCCUGAUCUUCUGCACGAUAUUCUGAAGCAGGAGUCCUGCAAACAAAAGACAGCUGAUGCAGAUGAAAGGAAGAGUGAAACAGACAUGAAAGCUCCUGUUCCCAAGCUUGCUACUGCUGAACUUCUGGAAAUUUUUCAAACUGCACUUGGAGAUGAAAGUACAAGCAAGUUAGAGGAGCUGAUAAAUGGUUUGCUUAUGAGCUCACAGGGUGCUGGUACCACCACAGAGCAUGAGGGUAAAAGCAAAGGAGAUGGGCUUUAUUCUCUUUCCUCAACAGAGCAAUCAGAACUUGGGUCAGAAACUGAAGAAGAGAAAACAUUGGCAGAUAACACAACCACUACUUGGAAAAGUGAUCAGGAGCAUGGGAAGACAGAAAGCCUGUCCAAAGGCUUGACUGAGCCUGUUUUGAAGACAAAAGAAGCAGUCGUGGGAGACAUCCCCACUAGCAUGUUUGAUGGAGUACAGCAGUGUUUAAAGUUAACAGAGACAAUGCAAGAACAUUUGGCAGUGCUUCAAGAUAUGAAAAACCACCUAGAUAAACAACAGCCUAUUAGUAACAGCCUGGAAAUACUAAAAGCUGAACUGGAACAGCUAGAGUCAUUUGAAUCAGGACUGGCUACCUUUGCAAUUAUCCUAAAAAAGGACAUGAAGUUGGCAGAAGAAUUCUUAAAGUCUUGUAACAGGGAUAUUCCUGAAGAGAAUAUUAAAGAGCUGAAGAUAAGCUAUGACUCUCUCCAGGAAGCAUUUUCGGAAGUCUGUGACAGAUCUUCAAAACGAGCAAAACAAAUAGUCUGUGCUGUUGACUUGGAAAUGUCUAAGCUUGCAGGAUUACAUCAGCAACUUCUAAACCAACUUCAGAGAUUUUCAGACUGGAUCACAGAGAACAAUAAAAUCAUGAAUGACUUCACAAUGAAUACUAACGAUAUAGAAGAGAUGAAGAAAAGUUUACAGCUAUUUAAAAACAGUGCUGCAGAGCUCAGCUGUAAAAAAAUGCAACUGGAGUCCACUGCAUUUGAUGUUCAGUUCUUCAUUUCUGAACAUGCUGAAGAUCUUUCUCCUAAUCAGAGCAAACAGCUGCUGAGGCUCUUAAAUACCACUCAGAAAUUUUUUCAGGAAGCACAGGAAGCAAUAAGUUCUCAAGUGGAAAGUUUAGAGACUCAGUUACAGGCAGUGCAAGAUCUGGGUGAUCAGAAGGAUGUGGCUGAACGGCAGCAGGAAUGCAAAGAGAAGCUGCAGGAAAUCUGUGAUUUGCUUACACAGACUGAAAAUCGACUCAUUGGACAGCGACAGUCUCUUGUUAUUGGAGACAGCAAGGCUGAGCUGGAACAAUACCAGACCAAACAGGAGGAGAUACAGAAAGACAUGAGAACAAGUGCCCAGACACUGGCAGAGAUUGUGAAAAACACUGAAACCUUCUUGAAAGAGAAUGGAGAAAAGUUGUCACAAGAAGACAAGACUAUUCUGGAACAAAAACUAAAUGAAGCUAAGACAAAGUGUUUGCUCCUUAGCCAGAAGGCAGAAGAGUCCAAAAAAGAAUUGGAUAAAGCUAUGACAACAGCAAUUAAGCAGGAAACAGAAAAGGUUGCAGCCAUAGAACAGCUGGAAGAAAGUAAAAAUACAAUAGAAAACCUUUUGGAUUGGUUAUCAAAUGUGGAUAAAGAAGCGGAGCACGGCCGGAAAUUUAAGCAAGUGAUAGAACAGAACGGAACACACUUUGAAGAAGUUUUGGAAGGAGAGGAGGAUGAUGUCAAUGGUAAUCUGCUGGAAAUGCAGCAAGACAUUGAAACUCAGGUGGAUGGACUAGUAAAAAGCAUAGAUGAUAAUCUGAACCAGCAGUAUCAGAAAGUCAAGGCUCAACAUGAGAAAAUUAUUUCACAGCAGCAGGCUAUCAUUGUAGCAACUCAGUCUGCUCAGGCACUGCUUGAGAAACAAGGGCACUACCUUAGCCCUGAAGAAAAAGACAAGAUGCAAAGGAACAUGAAAGAGCUGAAGGCUCAAUAUGAGACUGCUUUGGCUGAAUCAGAACGAAAAAUGAAAUUGACCCAUUCUCUGCGGGAAGAAUUGGAGAAAUUCGAUGCAGACUAUAGUGAAUUUGAAACGUGGCUGCAGCAGGCAGAGCAAGAACUUGACAAUUUGGAGGCAGGGGCUUCUGACUUCAGUGGUAUUAUGGUCAAACUGAAAAGGCAGAAGAGUUUUUCAGAAGAUGUUAUAUCUCACAAAGGGGAUUUACGCUAUAUUACAAUUUCUGGACAAAGAGUUUUGGAUGCUGCAAGGUCAUGUAGCAAAAGAGAUGGUGUGAAGAUUGACAAAGAUGGUAUCGAUACUUCGGCUACAUAUGCUGAAGUGCAAAAUAAACUGGAUAGAGCUUCAGAUCGCUUCAAGUCUCUCUAUACUAAAUGUAGCAUCCUUGGAAAUAAUCUUAAAGACCUGGUGGAUAAAUACCAGCAUUAUGAAGAUGCCUCAUCAGGACUUUUGUCAGGUCUCCAGGCCUCUGAAAUAGCUGUGAACAAACAACUAUCAGAGCCAAUUGCAGUGGAUCCCAAAAAUCUCCAAAGACAACUUGAAGAAACUAAGGUUCUUCAGGGACAAGUGUCUAACCACCAAAUUGCUGUAGAAAAACUGAAAAAAGCUGCUGAAGUGUUAUUGGACACAAGGGGAGAGUUGGCACCAGACAAAGAUGAGAUUCAGAAAACACUGGAUGAUAUCGUGGAGAGAUAUGACAAUUUAUCCAAAUCUGUGAAUGAAAGGAAUGAGAAGCUUCAAGUAACUCUGACACGAUCCCUAAGUGUGCAGGAUGGUUUGGAUGAAAUGCUGGAUUGGAUGGAAGGAGUUGAAAAGAGCCUUAAAGAACAAGAUCAAGUGCCUUUGAAUUCUGCUGCUAUUCAGGACAUUAUUAGUAAAAGCAUUAUGCUAGAGCAAGACAUUGCAGGUCGCCAAAGCAGCAUAAACACUAUGAAUGAAAAAGUGAAGAAGUUCAUGGAAACAGCAGAUCCAUCCACUGCUUCCACACUGCAAGCUAAAAUGAGUGAACUUGCAGGACGGUUUUCUGAUGCAAGUAACAAGCAUAGAGAGAAGCUUAUGAAAAUGGAGGAAUUGAAGACUAAAGUGGAGUUAUUUGAAGGUCUGUCAACAAAACUUCAGUCAUUUCUAGAUGAGAAAAACCAGACACUGAGUGAGACAGAGGCACCAAGAAAGGAUGUUAGUGAAGUGUCUCAAUACAUGCAGGAAGCUAGUGUAGAAUUGGCACAACACAAGAAGGAUCUAGAAGUUUUGAAGCAGCUCCUUGAAGAACUUUCAUUCCAUGCUCUUCCUGGAGAUAAAGCACUGGUAUUAGAAAAAGUAAAUGCUUUGUCAAAGAAAUUCAAAGAGGUAGAGGAGACAAUAAAAGAAAAAGAAGAGGAUGUAUCAUCUUGUCAGAAACAAAUGGAUGCUUUUGAGCUUCUUGUAGAAUCAUUAAAGAAAUGGAUAAAAGAGACGACAGAACGAAUUCCAGCAGCACAGCCCUCUCUGAAUACAGAGGAGUUAAAGAAACCUUUGGAAGAUACAUUGAAUUUAAAAGAUGAGUGGACAUUAAAGGCACCUGAACUGCAGAAAAUGAAUAGCAGAGGAACUUUGCUGUGUAACUUAAUCACUGCUGUGACUUCUCCUGCAAAACUGAGAGCAGUUGCCAAAUCAGGUGGCACAAUUCUAAAUGGUGAAGGAGGAGCUCCAGGAACUCAGGACUUCUUGAAAAAUAAAGAACUGACAACUGUUCAACAAGCUAUGUCUAAUGUAAAUCACAGCUAUGAAGAUUUGGGAGUUUUACUGAAUGAAAAGAUUUCAGAACUAGAAAGUAUGCUUUCAAAAAUGCAAAAUAUUCAGGAAGAAUCGGCCUCAAUGAUGCAAUGGUUGCAAAAAAUGGACAAAACUGCAUCAGACUGGGAAGCUGCUCCAACAGAUAGUGAAGCUGUUAAAGCCCAAGUUGAGCAACAUAAGCUUUUUGAAACUGAAUUAAAGCAAAGUGCAAAUAAAGUGCAGGAACUAAAGGACAAAGUUACAGAGCUGUUGGAGAAGAACCCUGACUCUCCAGAGGCACUGAAGUGGAGACAAACGUUGGAUAAAAUAGAUUCCAAAUGGAAAGAACUCAAUCAAGUUACAUCUGAGAGACAACAAAAACUGGAGGAGUCUUCAAAUUACCUGAUCCAGUUCCAGACAGCAGAAGCUCAGCUAAAGCACUGGCUUGUAGAGAAGGAGCUAAUGGUCAGUGUGCUGGGACCGUUAUCAAUUGAUCCUAAUAUGCUGAAUACACAAAAGCAACAGGUUCAGAUUCUGCUCAAAGAGUUUGACACCAGAAAGCCACAAUAUGAGCAGUUAACUAUUGCUGGGCAGGGGAUUCUGGAGAGACCUGGUGAACAUCCACCCUCACAUGAAAUUGUAAAAGAGCAACUGGCAGCUGUGGCACAAAAGUGGGACAGUCUAACCAGCCAGCUGAAGAAGAGAUGUGACCGAAUUGACCAAGCCAUUGUGAAAAGCACAGAGUAUCAAAGUUUACUCAGAAGUCUGUCUGAUAAGCUAAGUGCCUUGGAUAGUAAACUCAGCAGCAGCCUGGCUGUGAGUACACAACCUGAUGCUGUGAAACAACAGCUGGAAAUUGCUAAAGAAACAAAGGAGGAAAUAGAACAGGAAAUGAAGAAUAUAAAUGCAGCACAAGCUCUUUGUGAAGAGCUGUCAACACUGGUUGGGGAAGAGUAUUUGAAAGCAGAACUUACAAGACAGUUAGACGGCAUCUUAAAAUCAUUUAAGGAUAUUGAGCAAAAAUCAGAUAACCAUGUCCAGCAGCUCCAGUCAGCAUACACCACUUCUCAUCAGUUCCAGCAAAUGUCUAAGGACUUUCAGGCCUGGCUAAGCAAAAAGAAAGAAGAGCUGAACCAGGCUCGUCCUGUGUCAGCCAAACUUGAUGCCUUGCAAUCACUAAUUGAAGAACAGAAAGAUUUUAAGAAGACAAUGACCGAUCAGAUUAGUUCAUAUGAAAGAAUUGUUGCAGAAGGAGAAAGUAUCUUACAGAAGACUCAAGGAGAUGACAAAGCAGAGUUACAAUCCCAAAUUGCAACACUCAAGAAUAACUGGGAUGAAAUGAAUAAACAGGUAAAAGAAAGGGAAGAUAAAUUAGCGGAUUGUCUGGAGAAAGCCCUCAAAUAUAAGCAGCAUGUAGAAAAUCUGCAGCCAUGGAUAGAGAAGUGCCAAAGCAACCUGUGUGAAUUAAAAGUUGGCAUAAACCCUGUUGAAAUAGAGGAUUCUAUUGUUCAGGUGAGGGCAUGGCAGAAAGAACUGGAUAAACACCACGGGAUAGUGGAACUAUUAAAUAAUUCUGCUGAAAGUUUGCUCAAUGCAAGUCAAACAGAUAAAGAAAUUGUUCAAGAAGAAACUAAGGUGCUUAAUCAGAAUGUGAAAGUGGUUACAGAGCAGUUACAUAAGAAGAGAGAGUGCUUGGAAAAUAUGGCACAGAGACUGAAAGAGUUUCAGGACUCAUCCAGGGAAACAGAAAGACAGCUUAAAAGUGCCAAAGAACAUCUGGAAGCUCAUGAUUCACUUGGACCUCAGUCAUUCAGUAACAAACACCUGACAAUGAUGCAGGCCCAGCAGAAAGCCUUGCAGGUUUUAAAGCCUCACAUUGAUUUAACAAAAAAGCUUGCCCAAGACCUGGUGGUAGAAGCGUCUGAUUCAGCAGGUGUUUCUGACCUCUUACUCCAAGCCGAAUCUUUGGAGCAAGAAUACACUGCAGUGAAGCAACAAGUUGAGGAUAGAUGCUCGUUCCUAGAGACCAAACUUCAGGGAAUUGGCCACUUCCAAAACAGCAUCCGAGAGAUGUUCUCUCAGUUUGCCGAGUUUGAUGAUGAACUUGAUAGCAUGGCUCCAGUCGGGAGAGAUCUCAAGUUACUGCAAGUACAGAGAGAGGACAUAAAACUCUUCAUGAAAAAGUUGGAGGAUCUUAUAAUGAAUAAUGAAAAUGCUAAUAAGAACUGUAAAAUUAUGCUAGCCACAGAAGCUGAAGCUUCUCCUGAUCUUGUUGGUAUAAAGAGAGACUUGGAAGCUCUAAAUAAACAGUGCAACAAGCUACUAGACAGAGCAAAAGCCAGGGAAGAUCAAGUGGAGGGUACUAUUUGCCGUGUUGAGGAGUUUUACAGUAAGCUAAAAGAAUUUUCCACUCUGCUUGGGAGAGCUGAAGAACAUGAAGAGUCACAAGGUCCUGUUGGAAUGGAAACAGAGGCUAUUAAUCUGCAGCUGAAUACAUUCAAGGUAUUCCAGAAAGAAGAAAUUGAACCCUUACAAGUAAAGCAACAGGAAGUAAAUUGGUUGGGUCAGGGCCUUAUUCAGAGUGCUGCUAAAAGUACCAACACAGAAAACCUUGAACAUGACCUUGAAGAUGUCAACAGCCGAUGGAAGACUCUUAAUAAGAAGGUUGCCCAGCGUGCUGCACAAUUGCAGGAAGCUCUCCUCCACUGUGGGAGAUUUCAGGAUGCCCUUGAAUCUCUGCUUAGCUGGCUCAUUGAUACAGAAGAUCUUGUGGCUAAUCAGAAACCACCAUCUGCUGAAUUCAAAGUUGUUAAGGCCCAAAUACAAGAACAGAAGCUUCUCCAGAGGCUGCUGGAUGACCGCAAGCCCACUGUGGAGGCAAUCAAGCGGGAAGGGGAGAAAAUUGCGGAGUCAGCAGAGCCUGCUGACAGAGUGAAAAUCCUCAAACAGUUGAGUUUCCUGGAUAGUCGAUGGGAUGCCUUGCUCAGUAAAGCUGAAACAAGGAACCGUCAGCUGGAAGGCAUCUCGGUGGUAGCACAGCAGUUCCACGAAGCUCUGGAGCCUCUGGUGGAGUGGCUGACAGCCACAGAGAAGAGGCUUGCAAAUGCAGAACCUAUUGGAACACAGGCCUCCAAACUGCAGCAGCAAAUUUCUCAGCAUAAAGCCCUAGAAGAUGAUGUCCUAGCUCACAAUAAGAGUUUACAUCAGGCCGUUAGUGCUGGUCAGUCCCUAAAGACUAUGUGCUCCAGGGAAGAUAAAGAUAUGGUGCAGGAAAAGCUAGAUUCUGCUCAGGCACGAUACAUUGAAAUUCAAGAGAAGAGCAACAGCAGGUCUGAACUUCUCCAGCAAGCUUACAGCAAUGCUCAGAUCUUUGGGGAGGACGAAGUUGAAUUGAUGAACUGGCUGAAUGAAAUCCAUGAUAAACUGAACAAAUUGUCAGUCCAAGAUUGCAGCACAGAAUUGCUUGAGAAACAGCACUCUGAACUACUGGAUCUUCAGGAAGAGAUUCUUCUUAGAAAACAAAAUGUUGAUUUAGCUAUACAAAAUGGCUUAGAGCUUCUCAAGCAAACAACAGGUGAUGAAGUUGUAAUUGUUCAAGAUAAACUGGAAGGCAUUAAAGCGAGAUACAAAGAAAUCACAAAAUUAAGUUCUGAUGUAUCCAAGACUUUAGAGCAGGCUCUGCAGCUUGCAGGCCAACUGCACUCAACUCAUGAAGAACUCUGCAAGUGGCUUGAUGAAGUAGAAAUGGAGUUACUGUCAUAUGAAACUCAAAUACCAGAGGGUGAAGAAUUGAGCCAAGUACAAGAAAGACAAAAAGAGCUGAAAAAAGAAGCAAAGAACAACAAAGGCUUAGUGGACACUCUGAAUGAAGUUGGCAGUGCCUUCCUGGAGCUGGUGCCAUGGAGGGCCAGAGAGGGGCUGGACAAGAUGAUAACGGAGGACAACGAGCGUUACAGAUUAGUGAGUGACACGAUCUCCCAGAAGGUGGAUGAGAUUGAUGCUGCCAUCCUGAGAUCCCAGCAGUUUGAUCAAGCAGCUGAUGCUGAAUUUGCCUGGAUUGCAGAAACAGAAAAGAAACUGAUGUCUCUGGGUGAUAUUAGGCUUGAGCAAGACCAGACCACUGCUCAGCUGCAAGUUCAAAAGGCUUUUACCAUGGAGAUUUUAAGGCACAAAGAUACUAUAGAUGAACUUGUUAAAUCUGGGGAUAAGAUUAUGAAAACGUGCACUGAAGAAGAGAAACAGAUGAUGAAGAAAAAAAUUGAAAGCCUCUUGCAGAAAUAUGAUGCAGUCUGUCAAAUGAACUCAGAAAGAAACCUCCAGCUGGAACGGGCUCAGUCCCUGGUUAACCAGUUCUGGGAGACUUAUGAAGAGCUUUGGCCGUGGUUAACUGAAACAGAAAUGAUCAUCUCUCAGCUUCCUGCGCCAGCCCUUGAAUAUGAAACAUUAAAGCAGCAACAAGAAGAACAUAGGCAACUGCGUGAGCUGAUUGCUGAGCACAAGCCUCAUAUAGAUAAGAUGAACAAAACCGGGCCUCAGCUGCUGGAGCUGAGCCCAGGAGAAGGCUUUUCUAUCCAAGAGAAAUAUGUGGCAGCUGACACCCUUUACAGUAAAAUUAAGGAAGAUGUCAAAAAGCGAGCGCUGGCACUGGAUGAAGCCAUUUCUCAGUGUACCCAGUUUCAUGACAAGAUAGAUCCAACUCUCGAGAGUCUGAAGCGCAUUGCUGAACGUCUGAGGCAGCCACCGUCGAUCUCAGCAGAGGUUGAGAAGAUAAAAGAGCAGAUCAGUGAAAAUAAGAAUGUGUCAGUGGAUCUGGAAAAACUUCAGCCAGUGUAUGAGACACUUAAACAGAGAGGAGAGGAAAUGAUUGCUCGCUCAGAAGGUGCUGAUAAGGAUAUGUCUGCUAAAGCUGUUCAAGAUAAACUAGACCAAAUGGUCCUAAUUUGGGAAGACAUCCAGACCUUGACUGAGGAAAGAGAGGCCAAACUGUUGGAUGUAAUGGAACUGGCUGAAAAGUUUUGGUGUGAUCAUAUGGCUCUUGUAGCUACUAUUAAAGAUACUCAGGACUUCAUUCGAGAAUUGGAGGGACCUGGAGUAGACCCAUCUGUAGUCAAGCAGCAGCAAGAAGCUGCAGAGGCUGCCAAAGAAGAAAUUGAUGGACUACAAGAAGAACUAGAAGCAGUUGUGAGCCUUGGCUCUGAGCUGAGAGCUGCUUGUGGAGAGCCUGACAAACCUAUUGUCAACAAGAGUAUAGAUGAGCUGAAUUCUGCCUGGGAUGCAUUAAACAAAACAUGGAAAGAACGUGUGGAUAAGCUUGGGGAAGCUAUGCAGGCAGCUGUUCAAUACCAAGAUGGACUACAGGCAUUGUUUGACUGGGUAGACAUUGCUGGCAGCAAGUUAGCAUCUAUGUCCCCGGUUGGAACAGAUCUGGAGACAGUGAAGCAGCAAACAGAGGAGCUUAAGCAAUUUAAGACAGAAGCUUAUCAGCAGCAGAUAGAAAUGGAAAGACUGAACCAUCAGGCAGAACUAUUGCUAAAGAAGGCAACACAAGAGAGUGACAAGCACACUGUUCAAGACCCUCUUUCAGAGCUCAGACUAUUGUGGGACAGCCUAGAAGACAAAAUUAUAAGUAGACAGCACAAGCUGGAAGGUGCCUUGUUAGCCUUGGGGCAGUUCCAGCAUGCCCUGGAUGAGUUGCUGGCAUGGCUGACACAUACAGAAGACUUGCUGAAUGAACAGAAACCUGUGGGUGGAGACCCCAAGGCUAUUGAAAUUGAACUUGCCAAACAUCAUGUGCUACAAAAUGAUGUUUUCGCUCAUCAGUCUACGGUGGAAGCUGUUAAAAAAGCAGGAAAUGACCUGAUUGAAUCAAGUGCUGUUGAAGAAGCAAGUAAUUUACGGAGCAAGUUGGAACUCCUGAAUCAGCGCUGGCAAAACUUGUUGGAAAAAACAGAACAAAGGAAACAGCAGCUGGAUAGUGCCUUGAUCCAGGCUCAAGGUUUCCAUGGUGAAGUUGAGGAUCUGCAGCAAUGGCUGACAGACACUGAACGUCAGCUGUUGGCAUCAAAACCUGUUGGAGGCUUACCAGAAACAGCAAGAGAGCAGCUUAAUGCACAUAUGGAGCUUUGUGCUGCCUUUGAGGCCAAAGAAGAGACAUACAAGUGUCUAAUGCAGAAAGGCCAGCAGAUGCUUGCAAGAUGCCCAGAGUCUGCUGAAACAAACGUUGAGCAGGAUAUAAAUAAUUUAAAAGAAAAAUGGGAAUCUGUGCAAACAAAACUCAGUGAAAGAAAAACCAAACUGGAAGAAGCCCUGAAUUUAGCAAUGGAGUUCCACAACUCACUUCAAGAUUUCAUCAACUGGCUUACUCAGGCUGAGCAGACUCUGACUGCAGCUUCUCGGCCAAGUCUUAUCUUGGACACUGUCUUAUUUCAAAUUGAUGAACACAAGGUUUUUGCCACAGAAGUGAACUCUCAUCGAGAUCAGAUCAUAGAGCUGGACAAAACUGGAACCCAUUUGAAAUAUUUCAGCCAGAAACAGGACGUUGUCCUUAUUAAGAAUCUGCUGAUUAGUGUACAGAGUCGAUGGGAAAAAGUAGUCCAACGCUUAGUUGAAAGGGGAAGAGCUUUGGAUGAUGCAAGGAAAAGAGCCAAACAGUUCCAUGAAGCCUGGCAUAAACUUAUGGAAUGGCUGGAAGAGUCAGAGAAAUCUCUGGACUCAGAUCUUGAAAUUGCAAAUGACCCUGACAAAAUAAAGCUGCAGCUUGCACAGCAUAAGGAAUUCCAGAAAUCUCUUGGUGCCAAACAUUCUGUGUAUGAUACCACAAAUAGGACUGGACGUUCCUUGAAAGAGAAAACCACCUUGGCUGAUGACAAUUUGAAACUUGAUGACAUGCUGAGUGAACUAAGAGAUAAAUGGGAUACAAUUUGUGGAAAGUCAGUGGAAAGACAAAAUAAACUGGAGGAAGCCCUGCUGUUUUCGGGACAGUUUACUGAUGCUCUGCAAGCUCUUAUUGACUGGUUAUACAAAAUUGAACCUCAACUAGCAGAAGACCAACCAGUACAUGGAGACAUCGAUUUAGUAAUGAACCUGAUUGACAACCACAAGGUUUUCCAGAAGGAGCUGGGAAAAAGAACGAGCAGUGUCCAGGCUCUGAAGCGCUCUGCAAGGGAGCUGAUAGAAGGCAGUCGUGAUGACUCUUCCUGGGUCAAAGUCCAAAUGCAGGAGCUAAGCACUCGCUGGGAGACAGUUUGUGCCUUGUCAGUAUCCAAACAAACACGACUGGAACAGGCCCUUCGGCAGGCAGAAGAAUUCCACUCAGUUGUCCAUGUCCUUUUGGAAUGGCUGGCAGAGGCAGAGCAGACUCUUCGUUUCCACGGCAUCCUUCCAGAUGAUGAAGAGGCCCUGCGAACACUGAUAGAGCAGCACAGGGAAUUUAUGAAGAAACUGGAAGAGAAAAAGGCAGAACUGAAUAAAGCAACAGAUAUGGGAGAAGCUAUUCUGGCUAUCUGCCACCCUGACUCCAUCACCACCAUUAAGCACUGGAUAACAAUCAUCAGAGCCAGGUUUGAAGAGGUCUUAGCAUGGGCUAAACAGCAUCAACAGAGACUGGCAGGAGCUUUGGCUGGACUUAUUGCUAACCAGGAGCUGCUGGAAGCCUUGCUGUCCUGGUUGCAGUGGGCAGAGACUACACUAACUGAAAAAGAUAAAGAGGUGAUCCCCCAGGAGAUUGAGGAAGUUAAAGCGCUUAUAGCCGAACAUCAGACAUUCAUGGAAGAAAUGACCAGAAAACAGCCUGAUGUCGAUAAAGUUACAAAGACCUAUAAAAGGAAAGCACUUGAACCCUCUCCAGUACAAUCUCAUAUUCCUGUCCUUGAUAAGGGGAGAGCAGGAAGAAAGCGUUCCCCAACACCAGGCAUUUAUCCGUCAGCAGCCCAGGCACAAAUUGAAACCAAGAAUCCACGGGUAAACCUUUUAGUCAGCAAGUGGCAACAAGUUUGGCUUCUGGCCUUGGAAAGAAGGAGAAAACUUAACGAUGCUUUGGACAGACUUGAAGAGCUGAGAGAAUUUGCCAACUUCGAUUUUGAUAUUUGGAGGAAAAAAUACAUGCGAUGGAUGAACCAUAAGAAGUCUCGUGUGAUGGAUUUCUUUAGGAGGAUUGAUAAAGAUCAGGAUGGAAAGAUUACAAGACAGGAAUUUAUCGAUGGAAUUCUUUCUUCAAAGUUCCCUACAAGCCGACUUGAGAUGAGUGCUGUUGCAGACAUUUUUGAUAGAGAUGGUGAUGGAUAUAUUGACUACUAUGAAUUUGUAGCAGCUCUUCAUCCAAACAAGGAUGCAUACAAGCCUCUCACAGAUGCUGACAAAAUUGAAGAUGAGGUUACAAGGCAGGUAGCGAAAUGUAAAUGUGCAAAACGGUUUCAAGUGGAACAGAUUGGGGAUAACAAGUAUAGGUUCUUCCUGGGAAAUCAGUUUGGUGACUCUCAACAACUGCGCCUUGUUCGUAUCCUAAGAAGUACGGUCAUGGUCCGUGUUGGAGGUGGCUGGAUGGCACUUGAUGAGUUCUUAGUGAAAAACGAUCCUUGCCGUGUUCAUCAUCACGGGAGUAAAAUGUUACGUUCGGAAUCAAACUCUUCAAUUACCACUCAGCCUACUAUAGCUAAAGGGAGGACAAACGUGGAGCUGCGUGAAAAAUUCAUUUUGGCAGAUGGUGCCAGUCAGAGCAUGGCAGCUUUCCGACCAAGGGGCCGUAGAUCACGACCCUCUUCAAGAGGUGCUUCUCCCAACAGAUCUACUUCUCUGUCAAGUCAAGCUGGCCAGGCAGCUGCUCCACAAGCUGUUACUACAAGUACACCAAAGACACCACAUCAUUUAACACGCAACUAUGGUAAACCAUGGUUGACAAACAGCAAAACAUCAACUCCUUCUAAGCCACCAGAAUCCUCAGACUAUCAAGGGUCAUCUGCAGAGGGAACACCAAUUCAAGGAAGUAAACUCAGGCUGCCAGGGUAUCUAUCAGGGAAGAGUUUCCACUCAGGAGAAGACAGUGGCAUCCUGUCAACAGCAGCUACCAGAGUCAGAGCUCAGUUUGCCGAAACCAGAAGAACUCCAAGCAGACCUGGGAGCCGAGCAGGAAGCAAGGCUGGCAGCAGGUCAAGCAGCCGCCGAGGCAGUGACGCAUCUGACUUUGACAUUUCAGAAAUCCAGUCUGUGUGCUCAGAUAUGUCAGAGACUGUUCCUGCUACAAGCAGGCCGACACCCCGAGCAGGUUCUCGGCCAGGAUCCGCCAAGCCUUCUAAAAUUCCAACUCCCCAGAGAAGGCCACUAGCCAGCAAAUCGGACAAGUCUUUGAAGAGAUAAUAUGAUUGGCUCCAUAAAGGUCUUAUCCUUUUGCAUUAAAUAUUUAAGUUCAUAAGAUGUAAAAUAUUAUGUAGAAAUUACUGUGAAAUAUCACAAGAGGUGGAUUUUUAAUUCUGCAGAUGGCCUUAUUUGUGUAUUUGUCUUCUUAUUUUAUGUGUAUAAUUUUUGUCAGAUUCUUUUUUGUUUUGCCAUAUCCUGUGCGAAGGGGAAGAGUUCUAAUGUAAACUAACAGUUGUACACAGUAACAUGUAGAAAGUACACUAAAAAUAAUUGCCGAAUGUACAGUGUACUGAAUGUACAGUAAGUCUCUGCAACCUCAAUGAAAAAGGCCUGUCACUAUGUCAUUAGUUAACAGUAAAGGAUACCUCAUGAUUUUUCUUUAAAAAAGAAAAAGAGAAUACUGAAAGCCAAAAGACACAAUUACACAUUUUGAGCUAACUAAACAAACACUAAACGAUGUACGUCAAAACUACUAAGGAAUGCAAACACACAUUCACAAUACCCUUAUUUAUACAGCAUCUCUCAAAGAACUCACAAAGUUAAUUAAGCACUUGCCAAUAAUAUAAUACUCCAAUACCUUGCAGCAUUUCUGUGCCAUUGCUUUCAAUGAGGCCAGACACAUUCUGGAUAUCAGAACUAUUAUUCUGUAAGAAUAUCAAUAUGAAGUGCAUUCACGUAAAUGUGAGGUUUUCUUUUGCUUGAGUGGAUGGUAGCACUGUAUCAUUGAACUCAUUUUGUAUCAAAGCAAUUUUGCUUGCAGAAAGCUCAGAAAUAAACAUGUCCCUUAACUUUA
This is a messenger RNA of Sturnus vulgaris (Common starling), 25865 nucleotides long. The record is from RefSeq and is a predicted model, not a curated record. NCBI's taxonomy places the organism in Eukaryota, Metazoa, Chordata, Aves, Passeriformes, Sturnidae.